AUGUUUUGUACCUCCGAGUCCGCUAUCGAUGUUGAUAGCGCAAGAGAGGAUAUCCGUCGUCUGAAAGAUGGAGAAAUUCUGAAGUACUGUCCGGGAUUCUUCAGUUCAAAAUGGAAGAAAAUGUAUGCAGUUUUGUUCAGUGACUCAAAACUUGUUUGGUAUGAACAAAAGGGAGACCGAAAACCAAAAGGAGGAGUUCAGUUGACGGAGGUCAUUCCAUACAUUUGCGUUGGACUCAUGACGGAUAGAAUGCCAAUUAAAAGACCGAGCAUACCAGAAGGAAACUCAGUUCAUCAUGUCGUUGGAAUCGGAAUGAAUUCGAAGGCGGAUCCAUGUCACUGGAUACUUUUCUCAUCGGAUUCGUAUAUUGAAUCCUGGUUCACUGAGAUCACAAAAACAUUGCCAAAACCAGCAAACCCACCGCAGAAUGGACCGCCACAGGGGCCACCACAAGGUUCCCCACAAGUAGCUCCUCCACCACAACAACAAAAUAAUGGAGGAUACGCCCCUCCACCUGCAUAUCCAAAUGCUCCACCACCAAAUCAGUACGCUGGACACCAUGGAGGGCAACAGUACCCUCCGAACAACUAUGCACAGGGAAGUUCUACUCAUACUACUGUAAUUGUUCAAGACGGAGGAGGAGGUUACGGCAAUGAUGGAUAUGGAAGUGCUUUUGGGGCUGCAGCAGUUGGUUUGGGAACUGGAAUGUUGGCUGGUGGACUCAUGGGUUAUGGAUUGGGAUCAAUGUGGGGAGGGCAUUCGUUUGGUGGUAUGGGAAUGGGAAUGGGCGGUGGAUACUAUUCUGACAAUGACACCACUGUAACCAACAACUACUACAAUACUGAUAGUGGGAACAAUGCAGUGGGAGGAACGAAUAACGCCAACAAUACUGAGAAUCAAAACAACCAACCGCAACAGCAAGAGAAUCAGGAUGUCGAACAAGGAAAUGAUCCAUAUGACUCUGGAAACUACGGAGAACAGGACUACGGUGGUUAUGACGCUGGAGAUAACGGAUACGAUGCCGGUGACUUUGGUGGAGGAGAUUACGGUGGAGGUGGAGACUACGGUGGCGGUGGAGACUAUGGGGGAGAACCAGUUACUCUCGCGACUCAUGCCACGUCUGAUAUGAUGAAAACGUUGGAAGAAAUGCCAAAAAUGUGGGAUGGCCCUAUUUCUGUUGGAUUAUUUCUUGACAUUCACACCGUCAACGCGUUGAAGUAUUUGGAGGGACUACACAAGUGUCUUCCAGAUUUCAAUAGAAAGAUGACCAUUCAUUUUGCCUAUCGCAUAUCGGCUUUCCAAACUUCUUGCCCAACAGUUUCAGUACCCAAACAAACAGUUUUCUGCGAAAACUUUUUGAGAAACAAAGAAUCCCUACGCCGGAAAAUCUCCGGACCCUUCAUCCUCUAUCCGUGUAGUCUCAUGAGAAACAUUGCCCAUUGGGGUGUAAAAUCAGAUAUUCAUUUCAUUAUGGAUGGUGAUAUGAUUGUCAGCGAAGGACUGGCUCGAAAAAUAAAGUCAAUAACAAACAAAAUGAUCGAUGGAAAAUCAAGAAAUGUGUUGUUAGUGAGGAGAUUUGAGAAUGCAAACGAUACAGUGAUACCCAGAGAUUUUGGACAACUGAAAGAUUCUCUCAUGAACAACAAGACCUUUGAGUUCCAUCACAAAUUCUAUUUCGGUGGACACAAAAUUGAGAACUUGGAUCAUUGA
Caenorhabditis remanei is the source of this 1710-nucleotide messenger RNA. RefSeq lists its product as uncharacterized. NCBI's taxonomy places the organism in Eukaryota, Metazoa, Nematoda, Chromadorea, Rhabditida, Rhabditidae. Bases 1 to 1710 code for a protein of 569 amino acids. The record is from RefSeq and is a predicted model, not a curated record. The transcript has 10 exons.